AUGCAGAUAGAGCUCAUGUCACGCCCUUUAAGCCUGGCCAUGCCAGUCAUCAGUCAGUCUAAUGACUCAUUGAGUAGAAGGAAACAGGCCACACUGAGGGACAUGGUUCAACACUUGAGCACACACACUAAAGGAAUCUUCAGGAAAAGAGUGUCUAUAAACAACAUGCUCACCUGGACAAAG
Candidula unifasciata is the source of this 183-nucleotide messenger RNA. The record is from the annotation of a GenBank genome assembly. Lineage: Eukaryota; Metazoa; Mollusca; Gastropoda; Stylommatophora; Geomitridae.